AUGUCAAGUGAGAAGAGGCGAUCCGUGGGUGGGGUUGUGGUGGUGGCAUCGACGGCUUGGUGGGAGGCGGAUUCAAAAGGUAAACGAGAGUGGGCUAGGAGUGGGAGUGGGUCCGACACGGGUUUGGUCCGGUGGAACGGGUGUGGGUCUGUUUGGGUCGGGCGGGUCGUAGGUCGGUUUUGGGUGGUGGAUCCAUCUCGAUGGGAAUUUGUGUUAGAGGCUGUCAUGUUUGAUGAGCUGGAUCUUUGA
Molecule: messenger RNA, 249 nt
Organism: Dovyalis caffra
Lineage: Eukaryota; Viridiplantae; Streptophyta; Magnoliopsida; Malpighiales; Salicaceae
Source: the annotation of a GenBank genome assembly